Messenger RNA from Polyodon spathula (Mississippi paddlefish), 4235 nucleotides. Its product is annotated as TLD domain-containing protein 2-like. The record is from RefSeq and is a predicted model, not a curated record. The coding region runs from base 105 to 812 and encodes 235 amino acids. The transcript is spliced from 6 exons. Gene Ontology annotation, biological process: response to oxidative stress. NCBI's taxonomy places the organism in Eukaryota, Metazoa, Chordata, Actinopteri, Acipenseriformes, Polyodontidae. Gene Ontology annotation, cellular component: nucleus.
UGGUCUCACAAACAGAGCACCGCUCGGACAGCAGUGUUGGCAGCGAGAAGUCAGCUUUCUUUUUUAUACAAUCCAGAAAAUACAAUGUUUCUUCGAUAACAAAGAUGCUCAGAGCGAUGCAUUACUCCCCGUUGGUCAACCAUCUCAAUGAGGCCCCAGUGUCUGAAGAGUCCUCGGAUGAGGAUGAUAAAGAACGUGAAACCUACAGGUCAACAGGAGCCGGUGAGAACUCUUCUAACAGCAGCCUCGGUGCUGAGAACACGUGCCGACCCCCAGGCAUCAGCAACGAGGAUUCCUGCGAGCCUAUACUAACUGAGGAGAGCAAGGUGCUGCUGGGGGAGCAGAUUAAACAGAUCGCCAUACACUUUCCUCCAAGACUCACAGGAUGCACUUGGACCCUGGCGUACAGCACUAUGAAUCAUGGAACCAGCCUGAGGACCCUGUACAGAUCCAUGCAUGGACUCGAUUGCUCCACAUUUAUAGCCAUUAAAGAUGCCGAUGGCCAGGUGUUUGGUGCCUUCUGUUCCAGUCCAUUGAGGGUCAGUGACUGUUUCUAUGGAACAGGAGAGACUUUUCUUUUCUCAUUCUCGCCAGAACUUCAGGUAUUUAAAUGGACAAGUGAAAACUCCUUCUUUGUCAAAGGGAAUCUAGAAUCUUUUGCUUUUGGGGGAGGGAGGGGAAUUUUUGGAUUAUGGCUGGAUGGAGACCUCUACCAUGGAAGAAGCCUUAUGUGUGAUACUUUUAACAAUGACAUUUUGUCCAAAACAGAAGAUUUCUUUGUGCAUGUCUUGGAAGUAUGGACUCUUAACUGACAAAGUGUGAUAUAACAGAAACUGAGUCACAGGAUCAGUUUUGUUCCAUGGAAGCCAGCACUGAAUACAGCACUUACUGUACUGUACAGGAUUUGCAAUUGUGACAGAAUUAAUUCCACGAGAAGACAGUGCAACAGGUGGUAUUGUACUUUUUAUAAACAGUAACACAGUUUGAGCCAAAAUACGUACAGUAAGUUUCUGAUCUAAAGUUAUGUGCUUCACUAAAGAGGGUAAGGCAGCAAUACAAUAACCACACAACCACUUAAAUAUCCAGCAUGUGAUGUACCACUCUCCAUAUUGCCAUUCAAAGGGCUUGUUCAAUAACGGUAGCAGUCAACCUUGCAAAUUCAGUGCUUAUAAGCGAAUGUACCAGAAAAUAAGUUCUAUGCAGCUUGUGUUUUCUGGUUAUUCUUAUGCUAAUAUAAAAACAUAAUUUGUUCAAUUGGAAUUGAUUUACAAUUGAAAUGCAGGGCAUUUUUGGCUUUAAAAUGUGCAAAAAUUGCAAGUGUUAAGUUUUUUGUUUGCAGUUUUGUUUUGUAAAACAUCCUAUAUAGCCUGGGCUUCCUAAGCUCUCUAAUAGUGUGCCUAAUCAUUAUAGAUCACUGCCAUAGAGGGCUGCAUGGAAAGCUGUUCAGCAGCACUAGCACUGUAAAUGAUUAACGGAUUUCUGUUUUUAUCAAAGAGUAGUAGAACCUGUCUUUCAUGCUCAAAAAUAAGCACACAUAUGAAAUAUUUUACCUGGAUUUUUGUGUCUGUUUUACUCGCGUCUCAUGUUUGUUAUUUUAGAAAAUCGCUUAUUAGGAGGAACUUCUGUAAUGCCCACAAUGUGUUCAAGGUGAGAAAGUGCCAGUAUUUAAAGAUCUAUACAGUCAGAUUUCACAGUGGAACCUAAUACGUUUAUGCUGACUGUAAAGACAUUUCUUUAAAUUCAAACCCCCUGAGUACUGUAUAUUUGUAUAUACCGCUAAUCCAUGGUCUCAUUUUAACGUCAUAUGUUUGUAGGAAGUCUGUAUAGUAAGAAGGGGUUAUCAUUUUCAGUAAAUAAGGGUAAAAUGGAUUGAUAAAGCUGUUCCACUCCUGUCUCUGUGCUUAUUAAACAAUGGUACAGUUUGUACUGAAACAACAUAUUUUAUGACUAAAAAUAUACAGUAUUUCUAAAUAACAAAAAAUCUUCCCACACUUACUACUAAGGAAAUGCAUUUUCCAAAUUCCUGAGAAAAACAAAGGACAGUAAAACACAGUGCACCUUAACAGAAUGAACGUUUGGCUUGUGCAGGUGGAGAGGCGUCACCCCCUGGACCCUGUCAUUUAGGACGACAAAAGAAAUGAAUUGUAGUUGCUCACUAAUUCACGUUAAUCAUUCUUCUUGUGCCUGUUGCGGAAAUCACUUAAAGAAUCUGAAACCAGGGGCAAGCUUUGUUUCUAAUACCUAUAUGUGUGUUGGGAAAAUUGCAAAAAACAUUAUCUCCACUAGAGGGAGCUCAUGCUAUAUAAAUACUUCAUUAUUACACACAGUAUUACAAGAAGCGGCGUCCUACAUUCCCCUCUGUGCAAUGGUAGGAGGUUAUAAACGACUGGCUUACUAGUAGUAAAUUCCACCUUGUGUAGAAUCCAGCUAUUUUUUAUAUUGUAUCUCAAUAGGCUAAGGAUGUUUGUGGCACCUACAGACCGCUACAGAAAUGGCAUAAAACAUAAAUAAACAAACCAAUAGUAUAGCACUUCCCCUGCCAUUUACAAAUGUAUUGAUUAGUGCAACCAGUUUGAAAUAUUGAGUCAGGUGACAGCACCAAGAGACAUAUUAAAGCUGCUAUAAUGAAUUAAGCGUGUUCCUCCUUGGGUCUUCUAUACCCACAACAGAUAGUGUGCAAUUCAAAUUUACCAUUUAGAAUUCUAUCGCUUAAUUGGUUUACCAUUUAUAUGUAGAGCAAUAUUUUUAUUAGACAUCAGUUGAAGUGGGACAAGUGUUUGAGAGGCAACAUAACUGUGUUCUGAAAAACAUUUUAUUAUACUGUUUAAUACGUACACAACCAUCCUGCAAGUAUUGGGACAAUAUUGGAGCAUGGGGGUUUAUCAAUUGUGUGUAUAUGAAGAUGGCAGCCCUCACAUUCUGUAAUAUAUAAAAGCUUUUUCAAUUACAAUAGGCAAGACAGCCAUUCUGACAGACUUUGAUACAGCAUACUACAGCAGACGCUUAAGGUAUAACACGCUGACAGUGUUGUGGCAGGUGUUUCAAAGCAUAUCUUGGGCAUUGACAAGUGCUUUUUGUUUUACAAGGUUGUUCCCCUGGCAUGUAAGGGACAGCUGGCAGGAAUAUUAAUCUUCCAAAGUGUUUUCCUGCUUUGUUCUAUAUUUAGCUUCCUUAAUUGGCUAUUGACUAAAAACAAGUGGUUUCCUGGUUUGAAAUGUUUUUUUUGUUUUGUUUUCCCAUGUAUUGAAUUAUUUCAAAAUAAGAGUGCAUAACACUGCAAAUUCACACAGGACCAUACCAUUGAAACUGCAUGUUCCUGAAUGACUGACAUUAUAGCUGUUCAUUAAUAUUAUACAUUGUGCAUUGCUCAUGUAUUCCACUUGUCAUUCUGAGUACAUGGUGUAAUAGAUAUUGGAUCACAGGCAAAGCUGCUGUUUUAACACACCAGUGAAAGUGCACAUAUGCAGUAAUAAUGUUAAACUACAGGUACAGUCAUCUUCGAUUGCAGUCUACUGUAUGGUUUUGUACAGUUAAACUGUGGUCUGAAGUACUGCUAUUGUACGCUUAAACCAUUAACCAUUAUACUGGAUUUGGAUCUGCUGCUUGCUGUAUGAAAAAAAAAUGUUGUCACCAGGUUUCUAUUGGCAACCAUAUCAUGCAGUUUAAAGUAGCCUAAAAGGAGAGGUGUUUGUAUACAGUACAGGGUGGCAGUGCAGGGUGGUGCUAAACUGGAUCUCAAGCCCUCUCAGGGAGGUGCCUUUGUGUUCAUAGCGUUCAAUAUGCAAUGCAGUGCCUUCAAAAGCAAUGAACUUCAAUGAGCAAUAUGGUACAUUUAGAUGUAUUACAAAAAAAAGGGACUGUAUUCACAUUCCCUAUCAAAUUUUAUUGUAACUGUACAAUUCUACAAACAGUGGUUUUGUUGUUGAUGUUUUUUUGUUUUUGUUUUUUUUGUUUUGUUUUUUUACAAUAAAGGUUGCAUUCAAUUCAUAACGACAAAUUUAAAGAGCAGGAAGUCUUUAAAAAAACUAAAUAAAAAAAUUAGCAGGCUUUACAUAAAUGAUUGCACAAUCCCAAUCAACACAAGGGUAGAAGCUGCAGAUGUCUUUGUUGUAAUUGUGAAUUAUACUGGUUGUUUGAAGAGAAUCAGCGCUGCCUGUUACAUACUGUCAUGACAUGAUCCAGUGUCAUGCACAAGCAUAUGGUAUGUACAGUUAUGAGAAACCAAUGAAGUUAAG